AAUUUUUUCGCAUCGACCGCCGCCAUUAUCAUCCUUCAGCAUCAUCAGCAGCAGCUAGAGUGUGAAGCUUCUUCUCGGUUUAUACGCGGACGCCAUUGUUUAUUUUCUGCCCGCUAAGCAGCGACAAAUCCGCCGUUCCGGUUUACGUUUCGACGCGUAAAUAGUGCGUAACCGGUGCAUAUCGGAGUGCUGGGUGCCGUGGUGAUAAAGUGCUUAACGUACGCAAAGUAGCCAAACUCCGGUAGUGUGAAAAAACGCAAAGUUUGGCUCGAACAUUCUGCAUCGAAACCCGAAAGGAAUAGCCAACUAAACGCGAAAUAGAAAGAAGAAAAACUGAUCAGUGUAGGAAAAAAAGUGUAGAACGAUUUUUUUUCAAUGAAAAAUCAAGUGAACGAUACUUGCAAAGUGCAAAGUUUAUUAAUCGGUGACGCGUAGUGGCAUUAUUUGAUCAAGAACUCCACCGACAGUGAAGUAAUAGUUCAGAGUGAAAAUUUUCGCAUCUUCUGUGUGGCAUGACAGCCAUAUCGGAAGUGGCUGCUGGCACCGAACUGGUCCCAGCAUCCGCGAAGAAUAAUGCCAUCCUCCGAUGGAAGCGCGUAACAAAUCCCAGUGGGCCGCAGCCACGGCCUCGUCAUGGCCAUCGGGCCGUUAACAUCAAGGAGCUAAUGGUGGUCUUUGGCGGUGGAAACGAAGGAAUCGUCGAUGAGUUACAUGUCUACAAUACAGCUACCAACCAGUGGUACGUGCCAGCCACCAAGGGAGAUGUUCCGCCGGGAUGUGCCGCGUACGGAUUCGUCGUCGACGGAACCCGCAUCUUGGUUUUCGGCGGUAUGGUCGAGUACGGCAAGUACUCCAACGAACUGUAUGAACUCCAGGCUACCAAAUGGGAGUGGAAGAAACUGAAGCCCAAACCGCCAGAGUCCGGACUGCCACCGUGCCGACGGUUGGGUCACAGCUUUACGCUGGUCGGCGACAAGAUCUAUCUGUUUGGCGGCCUUGCCAACGAAAGUGACGACCCGAAGAAUAAUAUUCCCAAGUAUCUCAAUGAUUUGUACAUUUUGGAGAUCAAGAACAAUCAACUGCAGUGGGAGAUACCGACGACCUUCGGCGAGAGUCCACCACCGAGAGAGUCACACACUGCAGUAUCUUGGUACGAUAAGAAGCAAAAGAAAUACUGGCUGGUCAUCUACGGGGGUAUGUCCGGAUGUCGACUGGGUGACCUUUGGCUGCUCGAUACGGACACUAUGUCCUGGACUAGACCUCGAACCAGUGGCCCUCUUCCACUUCCACGGUCGCUGCACAGCUCGACCCUCAUCGGCAACCGGAUGUACGUCUUCGGUGGAUGGGUCCCACUGGUCAUGGAAGACGUCAAAGCCGAGAAACACGAAAAGGAAUGGAAGUGUACCAAUACGCUCGCUUGUUUGAAUCUCGAAACAAUGACCUGGGAGGAGCUGGACCUAGACACGGAAGAGGACAACAUGCCUCGGGCCCGAGCCGGACACUGCGCCGUCGGAAUUCACACCCGGCUGUACAUCUGGUCCGGACGCGAUGGCUACAGGAAGGCCUGGAACAACCAGGUCAGGGUUUGCUGCAAAGAUCUGUGGUACUUGGAAGUGGAACGGCCAACAGCCGCAUCCCGCGUCCAGUUGGUUCGAGCUUCAACGCACUCGCUCGAGCUCUGUUGGCCAUCGGUGCCCUCGGCGGCCUACUACAUUCUGGAAGUGCAGAAGAUACCGCAACCUCCCCCAACACCACCGGCAGCGCCAGCACCGGCUCCGGUUCCGAGCAUUACUCCAACGCCGGCAGCUGCCGCCGCAGCAUCCCCGGCCCAUACUCCAGCGGCCAUCGCUUCCCCAAUCGCUGCCAUUCCGCAACCUGUACCAGUGGCUGCAGCAGCCGCCGGAUCGAUGUCUCCAGCAGCGGCACAGCUUCCGGCAGGGCUUACCAGCGGGGAACCUCAUCUGCCGCAACCAAUUAUCAAAACCCUUCCGGGUCGUGCCGUGGCAUCGCCAAUCGCCGUGUCCCCAUCACCAGUGGCCGUUCAUCCGUCAGCAUCCCCGCUGGCUGGCAGUGCCAGUCCGAACAUUUUGCAAACUGCCGCCCAAGCCAUCAGCAGUCCGGUGCACAAUCCACCCGGAAUGCAAUCGCCAACGCCGAUUGCCAUGGCCGCCGUACCAUCCUCCCCGGUGCACAGUGUCACUUCGCCUCCGGUACAGCGCAUCGUCACCAAGGUUCAAGCGGCCAAACCGCUUCAACAACAGCAACCGCAGCAACCGAAACAGGUGCUCACUCCAAGCUCUCCGAUUCUUCAGCAGCAACCAACGCAGAUCAUCCAGACCCAGGUUCAAGCUCAACCGAUUGUGCAACAGCAGCAAGUUACUCAGAUCACCCAACAGCAACCGCAAACGAUCCGCGUGGUCAGCGGAACGGGUGCCAUUUCAAAUGCCCAACAGAUCACAACAGGUGCAGGAACUCCAAUCCGGGUGCUGUCUUCGACCGGACAGCAAGUACGGAUUGCCACUCAGCAACCGGUGGUUAAUGUUAGCACCGCCACCGUUCAGCAAAUGGGCGGUCAACAAACUGCUACGGUACUGCGCGGUCAGAACAUCGUCACCGCCGGCGGUCAACUGCAACAGCAGCGUAUUGUCAGUGCUCCGGCAGGAUCGACCACUACUACCGCUACGAUAGGUGGCAAACAGAUUAUAUUGCAGAAGCCGUUGACUAUCGUAGGUGGAACCGCUGGGGGAACUGCUACCGGUACGAUCAAUAACGCUGUCAAUCAGCCACAGAUCGUUACCCUGGUCAAGACCAGUCAGGGAAUGACCGUUCAAACCCUGCCGAAAAUGAACGUACUACAAAAGGGAACGGUAGCGGGAACCAUCCAACAACCGCAGCAGAUUGUCACGUCGAACAUUAUCGGAGGCGGUGGUACCAUUCAGCAGGCGACUGUUGGUGGCCAGAAGACGGCUGUUAUCGGAGGCAACGUGGUCAAGUUGAUGUCGUCCACCGGAACGAUAGGUGGCAAACAGAUCCUGAUGAAGAAUCCGAACAUUGUUCAGGUUGGCAAGGUGGCUACGAAUGUUGCCGGCAAACCCACGCUGGUCAUCACCAAUAAGGCCGGUCAGCAAAUUCGAACCGGCAAUCAACAAGUCAUCGUGGUGACGACUCCACAGGGUAUCCGUACCGUCAGUGGAACCGUCACGUCGUCAGCGAAUAAUUUCGUCUCACUGUCAACUUCACAGAUGAUCAAUACAAUAUCUACGUCCCGUGCCACAAACAUCGGUGGAGCAACCGUUUUGCAAGCGGGCACGGCUGGAACCGCCGGUACUGCCAAUAUCGGUGGACAAGCCAUCAAGCUGCGGGCUGUUCAAGGAGGAAAGCCCAUUACCUUCACCGUUCCCGUUGGAGGACUGCAAGCAGCGGGUCAGAAGAUCAGUGGCACGCAGAUAAUCAACAUGCAGCAGAAGUCCCUCACGAUUGGUGGCAAGGCCGUCACUGUUCAGCUAGCUCCCUCGGCUGGCGGCCAGAAAACGGUUACCAUUGUUCCAUCGUCGACCGGAGCAGGCACUGCUGGAGGAAUUGGAACCACCAUGACAGGCGUUCAUGGUCAGCAAAAGAUUGUCAUGUUGCCAUCGAAGACGACUACGCGGAUAGUGACUCAACAGCAAUAUCAGCAGAUUCAACUUCAGCAACAGCAAGCGCAACUCCAACAGCAACAACAGCAGCAGCAGCAGGAACAGGUUUCGACGGAUGCCGCGUUCGCCGCCCUGGCUGCUGAAGCCGGUCUGAUUGAGAAUGACGGCGAUCAAAUUGAGCAAAUGGAUGGAUGCUUCGAUAUGUUCGGUUCAGACGACGACUCAGACGAGGAAGGACAGCUAGGUGCUCAAAUCAUAGAAGUUGAAUCGAUGGAAGGUGCUUCUAAAUGUAAAAAGAUGAAGCUAUGGCCUGGCGUCAUAGAACAGCUGGACGGAUGCAACGAUUUCCUUUCUUCCGAUGACGACGAAGACGUUGCUAUGGAGGAAACUGUGUCGAGGCGGACACCUCGGUACGUACGAUUAGGACUGUUUGGAGGUGCUGCAGCAAUUGGGACCCCGGAGGGAGAAUCGACCCAAGAGCAAGAUCCGCUUGCUCAAGGUGAACCACCGGCGGAAGGUACAGCGGCUGCAGCGGAAGGUGCCGAAGGCCACGCAGAAGCCAAUGCUGCCGAAUCGAUGGAUCAGGAUGAACCGAUGGAGGCAGAUGCUGCGGCUACUGCAUCAGAGUCGCAACAGCAAGCAGGUGAUGAGGGUGUUUCUUCGGCCAGUGGCUUAGACGAUCAGCAGCAACUUCUGUCCGGAGAGGAAGCCGGGGAAGUCGAUUCCAGUCAAACUGCAAAUGGUGAUUUACCUCCACCGCAGCCGUCGGAAGCUACCGAAGGUGAUGCUCCGGAUGCCAGUGAGGCUACAGCGGCCACCGCAGAGCCGGCUGAUGUUUCGAUGGAGGACGUAGCCCUCCUGGCGGGCAGUGGUGUCACCGAAGCGGAGCAAAGUGGGUUUGCGGAAUCGACAAACAAUAUGUCCUUCGGCGAUCAACCGGAUAGCAGUGCCACGUCCACGCAAGACGCGGUGAAGGAUGCCCUCAGUGCAACUACCGCUGUGAUGACUGGCAGUCCCGAUGACACGAGCUCAAAGAUGGCCGAUUCAGCCUUAGCACCACCCAUGACCACAUCCGGUACUCCCGGAACGGUUCAACUGUUGAACGCUGACGGCACUUCGACAACCGCCACCACAAUGGUCGUCAGUGUGAACAGCGCUCCCACUGCAUCGGAAACCGAAGCGGCCAACAUUCUCACUACCAUCAAAAGCGGAGAGCUGCUUUCUCUGCAAAAUGCCGAUCUGCUCGCCGCUGCUGGUUCCGGUAGCGACAAUAUUAUACAACUCAACUCUGGUCUGCUGCAGUCAAGUAGUACAAUGGAAGGCUUCACGAGAUCUUUAUCCGGCGAAACGCAAACCAUCACGUUCAAAACGACCGGAAACGGUAGCGAACUAACCCAGGUUGCUACCUUGGCCGAUGGAACUCAACUGGUAGCACAGCUUCCCAGCAGUUCCAUGGUCAAAUCGGAAGACCCUACAAACACCAUUAACACUAGCACCGGAGGACAUCUGGAUGCACUGGCAGAGGCCGCUGCCUCGGCAACUUCCGUACUUUCAGAUCUGAUGAGCACGACGUCGUCAUCGACGGUUUCAUCAUCCCCCUCGGGAGUGCUCACCAUCGCUGCAAGUCCACAGACCCAGCAGCCAACGGCCACCACCAUCAAGUACUUCGAUGCCAACUCCGCCAACUCCAAGCAGUUUAUGUUGACUUCGCCUGUGUUACAAUCACCGGUAAAUCCCCCGGCCAAUAUUUUGAGCAAUAGCAGCAACGGAACGAUGAAUUCAUCUGUCCCGACGGUCGUCACAACGAUUCCUGGAACUACUGCUAAUCCAGCAAGUAAUAAGAUAAUCACCUCUACGAAAACCAUACGGGGAACGAACGCCAAGGCGAAAGACGAAAAGGAAGACGCCAAACCCAAAAUUAAAGACGAAUCGGAAAAGUGGUACACCGUGGGCAUCUUCAAGACCCUAUCGCACACUGUGUCCAACUUUGUCGACUUCGACGAGUGGAACUGCCUGUACGACGGCGAUACGCUCACCGCGGACAACCUUCCGGAUUUGGUCAAGUACAAGAGGAUAAAUCUGGAACCGGGUUGUGCCUAUCGAUUCCGCGUGGCGUCCAUUAACAGUUGCGGCCGGGGCGAAUGGAGCGACGUGGCACCCUUCAAGACCUGUCUGCCAGGCUUCCCCGGUGCACCAUCGGCUAUCAAGAUUUCGAAAUCGACCGACGGAGCUCACCUAUCGUGGGAACCGCCACCAUCGACCACCGGCGACAUUUUGGAGUACUCCGUUUACCUGGCGGUCAAGUCGCAAAAUGCCAAGGAUAAGGCCAACCAAUCGGCGCAGCUUGCAUUCGUGCGGGUCUACUGCGGACCGAACAAUCAGUGUACGGUGCCGAAUCAAUCGCUGCUGACGGCGCACGUUGACCAGACAUCCAAACCGGCGAUCAUUUUCCGCAUUGCGGCACGCAACGACAAGGGCUACGGACCGGCCACGCAAGUCAGGUGGCUGCAAGAUCCCCAAUCGGCCAAAGGAACGCCUGCCCCCGGCGCCGCAGGUCAAGGCACUGGACCGUCUUCGGCGGCGGUGAAACGACUUAGCGACAAAUCUCCCUCGACGAACACGAAACGGGCAAAAACGGGCGUCAACUCGUCGAUGAUUACAUCGCCGAACUAGGUGGGUUCCGUUGCGAUUCGGUUCAUACGUCGAUGGUUGUAAAAUGUACAGGACUAUAAGAAACAGGAUCGGUGUGCGAUCGGAAGCAAAUCGUGUAAAAAGUAGCGUCGCAAAUGUAGUUUUAAUAAUCGGAUAAAGUGUUAGGGCAAACCAUAUUAUUACAACAUAUUUAGAAGAAGUUCAGACAUUCAUUUUCGGUUGAACGGAAACAGAAUCGAUUGGAGAGAACGCAAUUGCAUGAGUGUGAUGUGUUAUAUAUUUUUUCCUGGUCGGAAAAGCUUAUUUUAUGGAUUGAGAUAUGCUACUCCCAGCUCUUUAUACAUAGAAAUUGAAGUUGAAGGUAAGCGCAACUGAAGUUUGGCUUUUUGUCUCGUUAGUGCUUAGGGAAAUGAAGAAAUUUGCGGAAUUUUCUAUUAACCAGUUUUAAGAAUGUCACUUAUUAAUUUACAUAGCUAAUUUUGAAGAAUGCGACACAUCCAGCAGAAUUAGCAGAAGGAAGAGAUUUAGCGCAAAUAACAGUUGUGUGUGUGCUGAUACAGAAAGACGAAGCGGAUAAUAAUUAAAUGAACAUAUUAGCUUUAGGAACACAAAAUAUAGUAGUGUACACAAACAAGAUCGAAAUGAACCCCUAUAAACAGACAAAAUGGUUGUUUUCUCGGUUUCAAUUUCGUUAUAAUUUAUGUGAAUCGCAGAGAUAAAGGAACAACUCUAAACUUUACUAAACUUUAAAAUAUGUAUUCAUUUUUUCACUUGAGAAUGAUUAUUUAAGAAAUGAUAUUUCAAUCCGUGACAUAUUCAAGGGACGAUACACAUUGCAAACUGAUUUCUGUAUUGAGUUGUUGAAAGGUAAGCUCAUAAUGAAAACUGGAAAUAUGAUUUUGUUUGUAACAACUCUCUCAACAUACAUCCCAACCAUAUUACAUUGGGAAAUAUUAUUCUGGUGGGGUGAGAUGAUGUGGCUCGAUAACAGGAAGCACCUUCAAGCUGCCUCGUCUCACCUCAUCCGUUGAAUAGCCCCAGUUAUUAGAUCUAACAUUCUCCUAAUGAAAACGAAAUGAAAGCAGGAUCUCUUCAUCCUACAGACAUUAUGCACAUAUUAACAAAUUGAUGCUAUUCCUAAUUGAUAGUUGUUGUGAUUUCCUAAGCAAAUAUAAGAAAACCCUAUUGAUGAACGUGUUUCCUUUGAUUUUUAGUUGGUUUUGUGCGUGAAUCUACUAAGGCGGUUAAACUACUUUCAUUCGACGAUUAUGAGUGUGUCAGUGCAACAAGCUGUAGAAUGAAUGGACGUGGAAAAAAAAUAUAUGCGCGAUAGAUCCCUUUUCUGUUUUGAAAGCUUAUUCUACUCACACAUGAUGCAUGAUUUAUACAGAAAACCCAUUAUAAUAGAUCGCAGAAGGAUAGAACUAGAAACCCUCAAUACAUAUAGAAAUCAACAAGCAGAAAAAUGGAAUGGAAUCCGAUUCCUCGAUUUUUUCUUAUUUCUCGGGAAGCAGAAAAAAGUAAUAAAGCUGUAAGGUAUUUGUUAAAACAUUCAA
This is a messenger RNA of Aedes aegypti (yellow fever mosquito), 7843 nucleotides long. It is a transcript of the gene Hcf, whose product is annotated as host cell factor. Gene Ontology annotation, biological process: regulation of DNA-templated transcription; chromatin remodeling. The record is from RefSeq and is a predicted model, not a curated record. NCBI's taxonomy places the organism in Eukaryota, Metazoa, Arthropoda, Insecta, Diptera, Culicidae. Gene Ontology annotation, cellular component: histone methyltransferase complex. Bases 513 to 6308 code for a protein of 1931 amino acids. The transcript is spliced from 11 exons. Gene Ontology annotation, molecular function: transcription coactivator activity; protein binding.